This is a messenger RNA of Salarias fasciatus (jewelled blenny), 1264 nucleotides long. RefSeq names its product G1/S-specific cyclin-D1-like. The coding region runs from base 1 to 885 and encodes 294 amino acids. The transcript has 5 exons. The record is from RefSeq and is a predicted model, not a curated record. Lineage: Eukaryota; Metazoa; Chordata; Actinopteri; Blenniiformes; Blenniidae.
AUGGAGCCGCAGCUGCUGUGCUGCGAGGCGGACCGGCCGGCCAUCCGGAGGGCCUACCGGGACUCCAACCUGCUCACCGACCGGGUGCUGCACGCGCUGCUGCGCGCGGAGGAGCGCUACCUGCCCGCGGCCAACUACUUCAAAUGCGUCCAGAGAGAGAUCGCCCCGUACAUGAGGAGGAUCGUGGCCACCUGGAUGCUGGAGGUGUGUGAGGAGCAGAAGUGUGAGGAGGAUGUCUUCCCUCUGGCCAUGAACUACAUGGACCGCUUCUUGUCGGUGGAGCCCACCAAGAAGAACCACCUGCAGCUGCUGGGAGCCGCCUGCAUGUUCCUGGCAUCCAAACUGAAGGAGACCAUCCCCCUGACGGCGGAGAAGCUCUGCAUCUACACAGACAACUCCGUCACCCCCUCCCAGCUGCUGCAAAUGGAGCUGCUGGUUUUGAGCAAGCUGAAGUGGGACCUGGCUUCUCUGACCCCGCUGGACUUCAUCGACCACUUCCUGGCCCAGCUGGCGGUCCGCAGGGAGAACCGGCCCAUCCUGAGGAAGCACGCCCAGACCUUCGUGGCUCUGUGCGCCACAGAUGUGAAGUUCAUCGCCAGCCCUCCGUCCAUGGUGGCGGCAGGCAGCAUGGUGGCAGCAGUGGAGGGUCUGCAGAUGAAGAUGGUGGGCGACGCCAUGAUGUCCCAGAAACUGACGGAGCAGCUGGCGGGCACCAUCCGGAGCGACCCGGACUGCCUCCGGGCCUGUCAGGAGCAGAUCGAGUCGCUGCUGGAAACCAGCCUCCGACAGGCGCAGCAGCACGCGCUUCCCAUGGAAACCAAGAACCGGAGCGAGGGGCAGGACCUCUCCACGACCCCCACAGACGUACGGGACGUCAACAUCUGAGGGCCGCUUGGCGAGGAGCAGCUUGUGGUUCUGCGUUUCAGUACGAACUGGUGUGAAGCCCCGUGCGAUCCAGACUGCUGCAUGAGGGCUCGCGCUGAGCGUCCGCAUGGGAACGCACGGGGAUUGCUGCCCGCUGCCCGCGAGGCAGAGCCGGUUUCCACCUGCAGGAUGACCCCUUUGGUUCGCUUUCCACUCAGUCACGCCGGCAGCGAGUCUGCUCAGAGCGGCUGUUAGUUACAUUAGAUGGGUGGACUCCUACCAAAGUCAGUCUGAAACACGUGGCUUUAGACAGCUGUAGGCUUGAAUAUUACCCAUUCUCAGUUUACUGGACUGUAACUUCUAGUGGUAUUAUAAAACUAAGCUGUUUUUUCCUUUUUUU